UAGACAAAGUCGUGACAUUGAAUCCAUUCUGUUAAUCAUGAAUGGAUUCGUGCUUUUAUUAGCGAGUACUUUUAUUUGCUUUACGUAUCAGAUAUUAGAUGAUGCCUUCUGCAACGCCACUCGCUGGGCCGGUCUUCAACGCGACCCGAACAAACAGUUCAGAUACGCACAAUUCAUAGAACAUUUUUAUCAUGUUCUGGACGUUCCAAAAAUCGAAGGAGUCGUCGUUCAGACGGGAAGACAAUGCUUGUUGCGAUGCGUAAAGAACGAUCGCUGCUUUUCCGCCAACACUGGAGCGUUUCAUCUACUAAACGGAAAUAUAUCGUGUGAUUUACUUCCAACUGACAAAUACAAUGCAUCCGAGAAGUUCAGAGCGAAUCAUACCUUCCAUCACUACAGUAUCAUGAGUCCUUGUGAACGUUUUCCUUGUCUGCACGGUGGAACCUGUCAAGCGCUUUACGAGACUGACGACUAUAGAUGUACGUGCCAACAAAACUACACCGGUAAAAGCUGCGAGGACGGGCUAGAAUGUUUCCUAAAAACAACGGAUGGCCACUGCUGCAUCAUACCUUUCACCUACGAAGGAGUGACAUACCACUCUUGUACUACAGUUGAUAAUGGCGACAUACUGUGGUGUUCACUGGACGCUAUCUACAAGGGAAUCUGGGGAAAUUGUGAAGUCCUUAGGCGAAGUUGAGAUUCAAGAGAAACAGUAAUAGAAGAAAGGCCCUGGCCAUUUUAAGAUUGUUACGAAAAUAUAAGUGUGUUUAAAUUGCUCCAAAAGUUAACCGCAGCCAGUUGAUUGAUAAUUUAUUAAGGAACUUUCCUGGAGGCUAACAAUGUUCUUUAUUAUUGUUUUUUCUAUUUAGCAUGAUGGCUUAACAAGUGACUACAUGACAAGGAUAAGAAAUACGAAUUAUAGACUACACAGAAAACCACAUCAGGUUAACAGUAAACGUCUAAAGCAUUACCGAGGAAAUUAAUAGUAAAUAAAGUUUGCGAGUUAUGCAUUCCAAUAUUGUGGUUUUCUUCGUUUUCCGAGCCAAUUUAUACUGUGCUAGUCGCAAUUCAUUUGUUUUUCGUCUGGAUGACUCAGCCAAAUCCCACACCCUACUCCUUCGUAAUAUGCAAAUAUCCUUUUCACAGAAUGCCAUAUUCUGAACCAUACAUUCUGGAAAACAAAAGAAAGCAUGAAACAACGCUCACUUGUAACUCAGGUUUAAUGUAUUCAUGUGGUUGUACUAUGGUUUAGUGAUAUCCCGCCUUUGCCAUUAUCCGCGGGAGUUCCCUACUCUACCUUACCCUACAAACUCCAUACCUACGAUCUUGGACGUUUUCUUGUUUUCUUCGAGAAGUGUAAGAUUUGAUUUCCCCUGAAAUAU
Orbicella faveolata is the source of this 1382-nucleotide messenger RNA. RefSeq lists its product as uncharacterized. Lineage: Eukaryota; Metazoa; Cnidaria; Anthozoa; Scleractinia; Merulinidae. The record is from RefSeq and is a predicted model, not a curated record.